AUGGCUCCACCUGCAGGAAAUUCCGACAUUGAGAUUCUCUCGCCAUCCCAAGGAAAUGCGGAUGAACAUUCGUUGAGAACCUAUUUCAAAACUAAAAUUUAUGAGGCUCAACAAAAAGUGAUGGAAAAAAACCAAAAUGUUCUCCGCCUACAAGCACAACGAAACGAGCUCAAUUCUAAGCUACGUUGGAGAAGUGAGCAAAGCCAUGGACAAGAAGAAAGUUUUGGUCAAGGUGUCCAUCCUGAAGGAAAAUAUGUCGUGGACGUUGAUAAGGGAAUUGAUGUUCAAUCUAUUAAUGCCGCUUGCCGUGUUGCUCUUCGGGCCGACAGUUAUGCUCUGCACAAAAUUCUGCCCAAUAAGGUUGAUCCUCUUGUAUCACUUAUGAUGGUUGAGAAGGUGCCGGACUCUACGUACGAAAUGAUUGGUGGUCUCGAUAAACAAAUUAAGGAGAUUAAAGAGGUGAUUGAGCUUCCUGUGAAGCAUCCGGAGUUAUUUGAAGCUCUCGGCAUUGCUCAACCGAAAGGUGUACUGUUAUACGGCCCUCCUGGAACUGGUAAAACUUUACUCGCCAGAGCAGUAGCACACCAUACUGAGUGUACCUUCAUUCGUGUGUCUGGUUCCGAACUUGUUCAAAAGUUUAUUGGAGAGGGAGCGAGGAUGGUUCGCGAACUUUUCGUUAUGGCCAGGGAACAUGCUCCUUCUAUCAUUUUCAUGGACGAAAUCGAUUCUAUUGGAUCGAGCCGGGUAGAGGGAUCUAGCGGGGGAGAUUCGGAAGUGCAACGAACGAUGCUGGAAUUACUGAACCAACUUGACGGUUUUGAAGCAACGAAAAAUAUAAAGGUGAUCAUGGCUACUAACAGAAUUGACAUCCUUGACCCUGCACUACUUCGCCCUGGUAGAAUUGACAGAAAGAUAGAAUUUCCUGCACCUGAUGAAAAGGCUCGCGCAGAUAUUUUGAAAAUCCACUCCCGUAAAAUGAAUCUGAUGAGAGGAAUCAAUAUGAAGAAGAUUGCAGAGGCAAUACCUGGGGCCAGCGGGGCUGAAGUCAAGGCAGUUUGCACGGAGGCUGGGAUGUUUGCUCUUCGUGAGCGACGUAUCCAUGUUACCCAAGAAGAUUUUGAGAUGGCGGUAGGAAAGGUCAUGCAAAAGGAUUCGGAGAAGAACAUGUCGAUUAAAAAGCUUUGGAAAUGA
Angiostrongylus costaricensis is the source of this 1191-nucleotide messenger RNA. Lineage: Eukaryota; Metazoa; Nematoda; Chromadorea; Rhabditida; Metastrongylidae. The record is from the annotation of a GenBank genome assembly.